Molecule: messenger RNA, 971 nt
Organism: Ichthyophthirius multifiliis
Lineage: Eukaryota; Ciliophora; Oligohymenophorea; Hymenostomatida
Product: PHD-finger family protein, putative
Exons: 5
Source: RefSeq, a predicted model, not a curated record
AUGAAAGAAAACAGUCCUGUAAAAGACUAAAUCAGAAAAUAAAUAAAAAUAGACGAAUAAUAGGAUGAAGAUGAUUGUUAGAUAAUUUAAGUUAUAAGAAACGAAGUUAAGAAACCAAGCAUUAAAUGUAAGGCAUGCAAAAAAAGUUCUAAUCAAAGUAAUCUUGUUUAAUGUACUUAGUGUAAUCGACAUUUUCAUAAAUAAUGUGUAAAUUAUUCACAAAGCGAAAAAUUUUUAUGUGAUUAUUGUUAACAAAAAACAUCUAAAACUAUACAAACAAAUUCGCAUGAAACAAAAGAAAUAAAGUACAAAGAAAAUUCAUAUAAGAGUUUAUAAGAAUUUUGUUAAAAAUACCCUUAAUAUGUAAUUGAUGGAAAAGUAAAGUUUCCUAUUGAAGAUACUUUAUUAACAAUUUAUGAUUAAGCAUUUCCUGAUGCAUUAGGUUUAUAAAAGAGACCACAUCCUAGACAUUCUAAUUUAAUUCCAAAUGAAAAUUAUGAAGAUAUUUUAAUGUUUUGGAAUUUUAUUAAUUCUUUUAAUGAUUAAAUAGAAAAUAUAAAAAUUACAAAAGAAUAAUUAUAUGUACUUUUUGAUUAUUAAGGAAAAGAAGGAAGAUAUAUAUUAGACAAAAUUAUAAAAAAUCUUGUAAGAUUUCCUGUAUAGGAUAUAUUUUAUACUAAUAAAAUCGAAUGCAAUAAAGAACUUAGUGAUUAACCCUUUUUUAUUGUUUUGAGAUUUUUAAAAGAAAUAAAUUUAAUUUAGGAUGUCAUUAAUUAAAUUUGGCCUGAAUUUUUAAGAAAUUUGCAUUAUUUUUAAUAAUAUUCUAUAAAUGUAAAAAAAUUGAAAAAAUAUAAAAUUAUAUAAAAAUAUAGUUUAAAUGCAAUGAAGAAUCCUUAAAUGAAGUUUUAUAAUUAUUAGAAAAACCUAAUUUUAAUAGUUUUUAUGAAUUUACAACCAAAUAAAAAAUAAAA